Molecule: messenger RNA, 1029 nt
Organism: Coccinella septempunctata (seven-spotted ladybird)
Lineage: Eukaryota; Metazoa; Arthropoda; Insecta; Coleoptera; Coccinellidae
Gene: Rbm13
Product: protein MAK16 homolog
Exons: 1
Coding region: 141-995 (284 amino acids)
Biological process (GO): maturation of LSU-rRNA; maturation of 5.8S rRNA
Cellular component (GO): preribosome, large subunit precursor; nucleolus
Source: RefSeq, a predicted model, not a curated record
CUAACCUCAUUCUGUUUGUUUCUGUAGAUCAUAAGUCUGCAUGUGUAUUCUUGUUAAAAGUAGCGGGAUCUUCUUUAAUUAUCUGUGAGCAGGAUUUAAACAAGUGUAAUAAUUUUAUAUACUCUACAAAGUGCCCCAUAAUGCAAAACGACGACGUUGUUUGGAGCAUAAUAAAUAAAUCGUUUUGUUCCCACAAGGUAAACACCAAAACCCAGAGAUUUUGUAGGAAUGAAUACAAUUUGACGGGACUGUGUAGUAGGGCUUCUUGUCCCUUAGCAAAUAGUCAAUACGCCACUGUAAGGGAACAUAAUGGUAUAAUAUACCUCUACAUGAGAACCGCAGAAAGGAUUUCGUUCCCAAACAAAGCAUGGGAGAAAGUAAAACUGUCCAGAAAUUUUGACAAGGCUAUACAACAAAUAAAUGAGAAUUUACUCUAUUGGAAUGGUUUUAUCAAAGCAAAAUGUAAGCAGAGAUUCAUCAAAAUUACCCAAUAUCUUAUACGGAUGAGGAAACUGAAACUGAGAAGGCAAAAACUGCUGGUCCCUAUUCAGCAAAAGGUAGAAAGACGUGAAAGGAGAAGAGAAGAAAAGGCACUAUUAGCAGCUAAAAUUGACAAGGGUGUUGAGAAAGAAUUGUUGGAUCGUCUCAAAAAGGGUGUAUAUCAAGAUUUAUACAAUAUUCCCCAAACUGCCUUUGAUAAUGCUUUGAGGGAGAAUGAGAUAGAAUCAGAUAUAGAGGAAGGACAAAUGGAUGAAGAAACAAAUCAAGAGAUCAACAAAGAAGUAGAACUGGAACUGGAAAAUGAAGACGAAACUGAGGAAUUUGUAGAAGCUGAUUACGAUUCAGAUGAUAGUGAGAGUGGUGUUACAGAAAAUGUUGAAUUAAAUAGUGACUUUGAAUCUGAGGAUGAAAUUGAAGAUAUUCCACUUGGAAGAGGUAGAGUUGAAAUAGAAGAAGAAAUAGAAAGAGAUGAUGAAAGACAAUUAAUUGCAUAGUUCUAAAAAAAAUUAAUAAAUUAUAUAUAAAGUA